AUGGGAAACGGUUUUUAUGAUAUCUAUCAGAGUUUGAGCUUUGGGACUGUGAAAAGCAAGAAAACUGGGCCAAAAACGGAAAAUGCGUUGAUAAAGAGGGUUCUAGUUGACGAUGUAGAUGAGCCAGUAGUAAAAACUAAGAAGAAAAAACAGGAUAACAACUUAAAUGCUCAAGAGUUGUUUAAUCAGACUAAAAGUAAACCGGAAGAAGUUAAGAAGAUGGUGGUCAACAAAGAAGGAAAGGUAUGUUACCUAAAAUACUGUUUAACCUUUUAGGCUGACAAGUUGAGGAAGGCAAAUCGAAUUUUCACUUGGGGUGAUGAUAUACCUGAUCCUUUAAUUGAGUUUGAUGAGCUGGAUUUGAAUAAGAAGUUGAGAGAUAACCUGGCUUUGUUCGACAUUAAAAUACCAACUCCAGUCCAGAUGCAGUCGAUUCCAUUACUUUUUGAGAAGCGGGAUUUAUUAGUCAGUGCUCCAACAGGCUCUGGAAAGACGAUCGCUUUCACGUUACCGAUAGUCAAACAGGCGCUGGAUGCUGACUUGGAGGAAAACGAAUUGUUUGCCAUCUUUGUUGCGCCUACGGCAGUAUUGGCUGAACAGGUACAAUUUAAAUAGUUUUUUGUGAAAUUUUAUACUUGUUGAUUUUAUUAAUGUUAUGUUCUUUAGAUACACUUGAACAUAACGCAACUGAUCAAAGGGCUGCCAUUAAAGUCAUUUUUGGUUACAAGUGGAGCAAAGCCAGACACAGGUAAUUUAGUUUAAACUAAGUAUUAAGUAUGUAAUAAAAAUGGCAUUUAAAGUUUGAAAUUAUACUAUUCUAAGUUAACUGUAUCUUAUAAUAAACUCUUUGAAUGUUUCCAGGUAACUUUAUUGUGUGUACCCCAAGCAAGUUUAUAAAUUGUGCCAAACACAACUUGCUAAAACGAGACGAUCUGGCUACUGUACGAUGGCUGGUAGUCGAUGAAGCUGAUCGAUUAUUUGAUACGACGGAGGGAGAUAGAAAUUUCAGAACUCAAGUAGGUAUUAGAUAGUUUUAUCGUUAGUAUGAUACGAAAAUACAUGAUUUUAACAUAAGCUUACCAACUAAAAUUACCGAAUUUAAUUUUAGUUGGGGAAGAUCUUUAGAAUGACAGACUCUGCUCACGCGAAACGCCUUUUCUUCAGUGCUACUUUCUCUUCUGAAGUCGAACGGUGGUGCAGAGACAAUCUGCAUGAUGUAGCUAUUGUUUGUAUUGGUGCAAGGUAACUUUUUUUAAAGUUUCAAUGCCUUUUUGGUUACAAAACUUUUAGUGGACUAAAAAACCUUUUAAUGAAGGAUUUUUAUCUUUGUCAAAAAUACUCUUAACAUUAUUUUAGGAACUCGUCCAACACUGAUGUUGUACAAGAACUCAAGUUCUCCGGAGAUGAAAAUGGGAAGAUAAUGUUGGUAGAAGAGAUCAUGAGGAAGGGUUUUGACCCUCCGGCGUUGAUUUUUGUUCAAAGCAAGGAAAGGGCAGGGGAAUUGUUUGUGGAGCUGAAAAGGAGAUUACCUGACAUUCCUAUGCGACUCAUGUCAGGCGAAUUGACCGUAGAAGCUGUAAGUAGCUUUUGACCCUUAUUGGUUUCAUUACUGUAAUGCUAUUCAAUUUGUUUUACAGAUCAGUUCUAGUAUUGUUUGCAGUUAACAAACUAUGUAUAAUACAAUAUUUUUAGCGAACAAAGAUCUUAAAUCAGCUGAAAUCGUUGGAAGUAUUCGUUCUGAUCUGCACGGAUAUGAUGGGACGAGGCAUCGACAUCCCCGAAGUCACUUUAGUCAUCAACUUUGAUCUUCCAACCUCGAUAGCCAGCUACAUUCAUCGUGUUGGUCGAACUGGCAGAGCAGGCCGAAAGGGAAGAGCCAUCACCUUCUACUCUUACGGUGACAUCAAGGUACUCCGACCCAUAGCUACAGUAAUCAAACAAGCCGGCUUUGAAGUGCCAGAGUAUAUUUUCGAAAUCAAAGUGAACAGGUAAGAUAAGAUCAGCUUUAAUAACCGAAAUCAGGGAUCAGAAACGAGGUUUAAAGACGAAAGCGCCGAACAGAGAAGCGUUGGGGUCGGUGAAGAAGUGGCGGAAGGUGAAGAAGGAGGCCAUCUGCAACAACAUCAUCUCCAACAAGCCCAAGUUCAUCAAGAAGAAGAAGGGCCAAAAGACGAAGCCAGGAGAUCAGAAGGAGAAAUAG
This is a messenger RNA of Bursaphelenchus okinawaensis, 2200 nucleotides long. Lineage: Eukaryota; Metazoa; Nematoda; Chromadorea; Rhabditida; Aphelenchoididae. The record is from the annotation of a GenBank genome assembly.